Messenger RNA from Torulaspora delbrueckii, 1422 nucleotides. RefSeq names its product amphiphysin (gene RVS167). Lineage: Eukaryota; Fungi; Ascomycota; Saccharomycetes; Saccharomycetales; Saccharomycetaceae. Gene Ontology annotation, molecular function: protein binding; lipid binding. Gene Ontology annotation, biological process: plasma membrane tubulation; actin cortical patch localization; endocytosis. The coding region runs from base 1 to 1422 and encodes 473 amino acids. The record is from RefSeq and is a predicted model, not a curated record. Gene Ontology annotation, cellular component: medial cortex; actin cortical patch; Rvs161p-Rvs167p complex. The transcript has a single exon.
AUGAGUUUCAAAGGGUUUACAAAGGCUGUGGCGAGAGCGCCUCAGUCAUUUCGUCAGAAGUUUAACAUGGGAGAGCAGGUUGAGGAUCCGGUGUAUGAAGAUGCAGAGCGUCGGUUUAAGGAGUUGGAAACUGAAGUUAAGAAGCUGAGUGAUGAGUCAAAGAGGUAUUCCGGUGCGGUUAAUGGCAUGCUAACACAUCAAAUCGGGUUUGCUAAGGCAAUGGAGGAGAUUUUCAAGCCCAUAAGCGGUAAGAUGAGUGACCCUAACGCUGCGGUUCCUGAGGAUAAUCCGGAAGGUAUAGAAGCGUGUGAGCAGUAUCGGGCUAUUGUGGCAGAAUUGCAAGAGGUUUUGAAACCUGAUUUAAAAUUGAUCGAUGAAAAGAUUAUACUGCCUUGUGCCGAUUUGCUAAAGACCAUUGGGUGCAUUCGUAAGAUGGCUACUAAGAGAAACCAUAAGAAACUAGAUCUAGACAGACGCUACAACAAUUAUAAGAAGUACGAGAGUAAGGAUAAUCCAAACCCUAAGGAUGAGGAGAGAAUGUUCAAGGCUCAGGCGGAGAUGGAAGCAGCACAACAAGAGUACGAUUACUAUAACGAGAUGUUGAAAACACAAUUACCAGUACUUUUCGGCCUUGAAGCUCAGUUCGUGCAACCACUCUUUGUCUCUUUCUACUUCAUGCAACUAAACAUUUUUUACACACUUUACAACAGAUUCCAGGAGAUGAAGAUACCCUAUUUUGAUUUGACCACCGACAUCCUGGAAGCGUUCCAGUUCAAGAGAGGUAAUGUCGAGGAACAAUGUGAUGCCCUAACCAUCACGCGGUUCAAGUUGGGAUAUUCUAAGGCUAAGCUAGAGAUGACCAGAAAGCGUUAUGGAUCCCAAUCACCAACUUCCACGGGCGGACCUUCUCAAACUGGGUACCCUGCUAGUCCAACUUCACCUACUGCUUAUAAUGCUGCUCCUGGUGCAUAUGGCGCCGGUGCCCCCGGUGCAUUUGGCGCUGGUGUUCCUGGCGCGGGUGUUCCUGGUGCUGGUGUUCCUGGCGCCGGUGCAUAUGGUGCGGCAGCUGGUGCUGUCGCCGGUGCUGGUGCAUACGGUGCUGCAGCUCCCGGGGCAUACGGCAUGCAGUCACCCACAGCUACCGGAUUCCAACAAUCCCCAACAACAGCGGGCUCCUACGGCCAGUCAGCUCCGCCACCUGCCUACUCUAUGUCUACCGCAACCACCGCUCCACCAGCGGCCAACACGGUCACUGCUCUCUACGACUACCAGGCGCAGGCCCCAGGUGACCUUUCCUUUACUGCCGGUGCUGUCAUCGAAGUGGUUCAACGGACAGACGAUCCCAACGAAUGGUGGACCGGUCGCUACAAUGGCCAACAGGGUGUCUUCCCGGGCAACUACGUCCAAGUGAACAAGAACUAA